Apodemus sylvaticus (European woodmouse) is the source of this 1708-nucleotide messenger RNA. Its product is annotated as transcription initiation factor TFIID subunit 1-like. The transcript has 2 exons. The coding region runs from base 479 to 1468 and encodes 329 amino acids. Lineage: Eukaryota; Metazoa; Chordata; Mammalia; Rodentia; Muridae. The record is from RefSeq and is a predicted model, not a curated record.
ACAUGCAGACUGCUGUACACUUCCCUGGUCUCUUCCCCAGAGUGACAGCCAACUCUGCUGAAUAAACCAAAGGUGUAAAAGUGGCUUGGGGCUGGCUCGCUGACCAUGAGCAGGAAGAUCUAACCAUAGAGCUGCUUUGUAGCAAUAGUUAGUGACUGGCACUGUGCUAGGAAUCAGAGAUACAAGUGUGCUAUAAUCCAUGCCUCAAAGAUUUCCACAUCCAAAAGGAAGGGACCACAGGAAGGACUUGCUGCAGCGUGUCACAUGGUGUGAUCAGGCCUACACAGGAGGCUGUGAGGGGAGCGAAGACAAACCUGUAACUGUCAGAGAAAGUGAAGUGAAGUGUGCUCUCUAGCCUGUGGGAGUAGGAACCAGGCUGGCUACAAAGCAGGGCCAGUCCCACGUGGGCAGGAACACUUGAUACACAAUAGACGAUACACACAGUGCAUGCGCGGCACUGAACGACAGUCCAGUUCUGAUGGACGUCACAAAGGUAGGGAGCAGGGAGCACAGGCCGGGUGAGAACAGAGGGAGCAGGGAGCACAGGCUGAGUGAGAACAGAGGGAGCAGGGAGCACAGCUUGGGUGAGAACAGAGGGAGAAGGGAGCACAGGCCGGGUGAGAACAGAGGGAGCAGGGAGCACAGGCUGGGUGAGAACAGAGGGAGCAGGGAGCACAGGCCGGGUGAGAACAGAGGGAGCAGGGAGCACAGGCUGAGUGAGAACAGAGGGAGCAGGGAGCACAGGAUAGGUGAGAACAGAGGGAGCAGGGAGCACAGGAUAGGUGAGAACAGAGGGAGCAGGGAGCACAGGAUAGGUGAGAACAGAGGGAGCAGGGAGCACAGGCCGGGUGAGAACAGAGGGAGCAGGGAGCACAGGCCGGGUGAGAACAGAGGGAGCAGGGAGCACAGGAUAGGUGAGAACAGAGGGAGCAGGGAGCACAGGAUAGGUGAGAACAGAGGGAGCAGGGAGCACAGGCCGGGUGAGAACAGAGGGAGCAGGGAGCACAGGCUGGGUGAGAACAGAGGGAGCAGGGAGCACAGGCCGGGUGAGAACAGAGGGAGCAGGGAGCACAGGCUGGGUGAGAACAGAGGGAGCAGGGAGCACAGGCCGGGUGAGAACAGAGGGAGCAGGGAGCACAGGCUGGGUGAGAACAGAGGGAGCAGGGAGCACAGGCCGGGUGAGAACAGAGGGAGCAGGGAGCACAGGCUGAGUGAGAACAGAGGGAGCAGGGAGCACAGGAUAGGUGAGAACAGAGGGAGCAGGGAGCACAGGAUAGGUGAGAACAGAGGGAGCAGGGAGCACAGGCUGGGUGAGAACAGAGGGAGCAGGGAGCACAGGCCGGGUGAGAACAGAGGGAGCAGGGAGCACAGGAUAGGUGAGAACAGAGGGAGCAGGGAGCACAGGAUAGGUGAGAACAGAGGGAGCAGGGAGCACAGGCCGGGUGAGAACAGAGGGAGCAGACACUGACGAUCCAGACUCAUGACUCAAGCACGAGGAACUACCUGGCACGAUGUGAAUACCGGGGAAUUAGUGUAAAGUACUUUCUUUUUAGUAGAUGUUUCAUAAAACUGCUGAUUUAAAAAUGCCUGGGAUUGGAUAUGCAAAAACCAUUUACUACUUGUAGUUUUCUCCUUCGCAGGCUGGUGUGGAGGCAUGUGUGGGCUGGAAGGAGGAGCAGAGGACAGGGAAGGAUGCUCUGGACUUGGA